Messenger RNA from Trichosurus vulpecula (common brushtail), 1852 nucleotides. RefSeq names its product proline rich 19 (gene PRR19). Bases 578 to 1696 code for a protein of 372 amino acids. The transcript is spliced from 3 exons. The record is from RefSeq and is a predicted model, not a curated record. NCBI's taxonomy places the organism in Eukaryota, Metazoa, Chordata, Mammalia, Diprotodontia, Phalangeridae.
ACGUGGAGGGGGAGGGGGGGUCGGUUGGGGAGGUAGGAACGGCCCGUGGGGAGGGGAAGAGCCGAGACCACCAGUGCCCUUUUCCUCUUUUAACCUUCCCUUUGGCCCACCCCUCACCUUCCCCCCCACCCCCAAACCCUGACCUUCUCCUUUGGCCCUUCGCCUCUGACUCUCCCCUAAAUGACUACCCUGACUCCCCAAUUCUGAGCCUUACCUCUAACCCUGACCCCUACCCUCUGACCUCUUCUUGUCUCUGAUUCCCAACUACGAUCUCCCAGUUCAUGAGCCUUUCCUUGACCUUUAACCCCCCACCCCCAACCUCUACUCCCUGACCCCCCUUCUGUUCCCUUCCUCCAACCUCUGAACCUGACUGCAGCCCUGGUCAGUCUCUCCCUGGGCCACCCUUGCCUUUGACCUCGGACCCUCACCUCUGGUCUCUCCAGCCAGCCCCUGCCCUAUGGGAUCUUCCCUGCUCCUGCCUGCUUCAGCUCUCCCUCUGUCCCCAGAUAAAGGGGUGGUCCCAAGAAUUCCCCCGUCUCCAUGAGCAUGCUGUCCCCCUGCUCUGUCACAGGCUGCCAUGGAGCCCCGGGGGCUGGACCCCCGACCAGUGCAGCCGGCUGACCGGUCGGCCUGCAUCCGACACCGGAGGACCAAGCGGGAGCGGAACCAGGCAAGGGCCAGCAGAGGCUCCAGUGCUGGGGGCCCCCGGACCCCCCGGGCUCGGCCUCGGUGCUCACUGGCCCACAGGGACCCAGCUCUGGGCCCCCCUGCACCCCAGCCUGUGGUCAUCACCCAGGGCCGGCUGAGCCGGGCACACCGGGGCCUCCUGAGUAACGAGGUGAAGUCCCUGAACGUGGACCGGUUGCUGAGUGGCCUGGCUGAGGAGGCGAGCAGCCCCCCACCCGGGGAGACCCUAGACCCCACAGCAACAACAGCGCCACCCCUGCAGCCCACCUGGGGAGAGGAGCCCAGCCCACUGCCACCCAAGGGCAAAGAAAAUGAAGCUCCAGGAGGGCCCACCCCGGGUCCCCCCAGCCCUCGGACACUCCUGGAGGAGCUUCAGCUUCAGCUGCAUCUUCCUGGGGCCUUCCCCAGGCGCAGCCUCAUCCAGGAAGCCCGAGGAGAGAUUAUCGGGGCCAUGCUGGCCCACUACGGGGAACUGCCUGACCUUGGCCAGGUCCUUAGGGGCCUGAGGGAACAGGGAGCAGGGCCAGAGCCUAGAAGCCAAGAGGAGUGGAGGAUGGUGCCCCGGGGUCGAGACCACUCUGAUCCACAGGUCCUGGUGGAGAGCAGAAGAAGGAGGAGGAGGAAGGGAAAAAGGGAACUUGUGUUUACCUUGGGGGCCACCCCAAGCCCACCUUCCACUGAAAAGAGCCUGGUGCUACCCCCGGACCCAUGGGUGCCCUCACCCUCACCCCCACCCCCAACCCUUGGACCUGAGCGUGGAGAGACGACUUGGGGCCCCCAGACAUCAUUCGAUGUCCUGAAGAGCAUCUGGCUGCCUGCUACCCCACCGACAUGUGCCCCGCCCUGGCAGUGGGGGGCUGGGGUGGCUCCCCACCCAUCUGCUUGCUUCCCCAACUCAGAGGCCCUGGACUGGAGCCCCAGCCCCCCAGCCCCAAUGCCUGGACUGCCCUGGUUUGUGUCCAGGAGCAGCCCAGAGCCCUGGACCUUCCCCCGCAUGCGGCUCUACUGAGGGUGGGAGCCAUCCCCGAAAUGUGCCCCUCCAUAAAGGAACUUGUUGAGAGUAUUCUCAUUUCUAGGAGAUGGCAGCAGGGGAGAAUUAGCUCCCGUUCCCUCUUGGUGCUUUCAUGUUCAAUAAUUUCAAUAAAAAUAUAUGAAGAGCCCAGCA